Molecule: messenger RNA, 2496 nt
Organism: Rhagoletis zephyria (snowberry fruit fly)
Lineage: Eukaryota; Metazoa; Arthropoda; Insecta; Diptera; Tephritidae
Source: RefSeq, a predicted model, not a curated record
AUGAUGAACUGGCUCUUUGGCAAUGCUCGCUCUGCUCAGCCAAUAGUACUCUUUGAGAAUCCCUUCAGCGUCAUCGACCUGGAGAAUGAGUCCGAGGAGCACUGUAAGAAUCGAUCUGAAGUAGAGCACAGUGGCCUCGUUCACCUGUGCUCGAACAUGAACGCGGCCUCCAACGGCGUCACCUUCUACGAGGUGCUCUUCUCGACCCAGCGGGGCAGCAGCUACGGCUUCCUUCUCUACCACAGCAUCUCACGAAAGGACGCUCAUUCAAUCUACCAGAGCGCCAAGUCGGCCAUCAACACACUGCACCAGUGGAUUCCCUCACAUCGACUGCAGCUGUACGAACAGCUGCAGGCCAUCAUGGGCUGCCUGAAGGUGAACCGCCACUGGAACAGCGCCCACAUCGCCGCCAGUCUCAGCCCCACCUACGACGGCUACUUCACCUCUGAGGGGAUCACCGCGGAGGUGCUCAACGCCCAGGCCAAUCCGGACAAGUACACGCCACUGCACCUGGCCAUCAAGAAGGAGAACCUCAGCACCGUCCGACUGAUACUCGCCCUCGGGCCUGACCUCAAUCUGGUGAACGUGAGGAAGCACUCGGUGCUGCACUACGCCGCCAUGGCCACCAAGGAGAUCGCCUCGCUGGUUCUCAACCAGGAGGACAUGUUCGGGCGCAUCCUCUGGACGGACAACAAAGGCAGCACCGCUCUCCACCUCGCCUGCGUCGGCCAAAAGUACGACAUUGUCAUUGAGUUCCUCAAGUUCGGGCUGACCGUUCGAAUGCUGACCCUCUCACCGCCGAGCAGUCGCCAUGGCAGCGGCAUCAGGCGAAGCAGCAGCAGUCGCACCUCACUGGACAAGAGUCCCCGAAUGCAGAAGAUAGUGCACUUCUCGGAGCAGGACCUGGAGGACAUUGACUUUCAGGACAUCAGCGUCGCCGGCACCCCGCUGCACUGGACCAAACACAAGCGACUGAUGGUGAAACUGCUGCGCUACAGCUUUCCCUUGAACUCUCGCAACUUCACCGGCGACACGGCGCUGGCGGUCGCCUCGAAGCGCCUUCGCCUGAAGUGCGUCAUCGCCCUGCUCUGUGCGGGCGCCAACGUCAACGCGACCAACGUCUUUGGGAACACGCCGUUGCACCUAAGCGUCCGUGAGAACGACAUUGCCGUGUCGCAGACGCUCAUUGUCUUCGACGCUGAUCUCAACGCGGAGAACAACAAUCACCAGUCGGUGCGCCACGUGGCCGCCAAGUCAAGCACCUCGGAGGCCAUUCUCUACCUGAUCUCGGCGCUGGGCGCCAAGCGCUGCCCGCCACCAGGAGGGGACAGGGAGGCCUGCGAGAAUGGCUGCAGCUCAACGGGCGACUUUGAGGGAAACGUCAAUGAGAAGCUCUUUGGCAUCGAGAAAAAGUACGAUCUGUUGUUCAAAGAGUUUCUCUUCAGUGACAUUCUCCAAGAGAAGGAACGUCGCACUAGUGAGCAAAUGGUGGCGGAGAAGGGAGUGAACAUGCUGUGUCUGGACGGCGGCGGCAUCAAAGGUCUCAUCUCACUGCAGAUGCUCAAGGAGGUGGAGAAGCAGCUGAAGCACCCGCUGAACGCAUACUUUAAGUGGUUCGCCGGCACCAGCACCGGUUCAUUCAUCUGCACCUUUCUCGCCAUGGGCAAGAGCAUCGACGAAAUUCGCGGCAUAUACUUUCGCUUCAAGGAAAAGGUGCUCACCGGCGAUAAGCCGUACUCCUCAGAGGCACUGGAGUCAGUGAUCAAGGAGGUGGCCGGCACGAAGAUGCAGAUGAAGGACAUCAUGAAGAAGCACGGCAAGUACCUCAUUGUGCCCACGGUCAUUGCCAACCGACGACCUAUGAAGCUGCACAAGUUCCGCAGCUAUCCCUCGGUGGUGGAGAUAAUGGCAGAAAGCGGUAACAAGCACCUCAUCGAUCAGCUGCUGCCUGACCACGAUAAGGACCUGCAUAACUACCGCAAGUACGAGAGCCGAAACAUGCAUGUGUGGGAGGCGUGUCGAGCCAGUGGAGCUGCGCCCAUCUACUUCCGCGCCUAUGGCAACUUCAUUGACGGCGGUCUGAUUGCCAACAACCCCACCAUGGAGGCAAUGACGGAGUUUGAGAUGACCAAUGCAGCACUGCGUGCAGUCGGCAAGGGCGACCAGUGUCAGAGCCUCGACCUGGUGCUCUCCAUUGGCACUGGAAAGGGCCCUCUCGAGGUCAGCGAAAUGGUGGACAUUGAGAAGAUAUACUCACUUUCCACGGUGCCCAAGUACAUCACCAUGGUGGUGAAUUUGGUCUACGAGGCCUGUCAAACGGAGCAGCACGUUACUGAGCGAGUGGAAGCUUUCUGCAAAGCGGCCAAGGUGCCUUACUUCCGCAUAAACUCUUUCAUCAGUGAUCUGAUGGAGCUGGAUGAGCCGCAGGACAGUCGCAUCAUCAACUGUCUCUGGGAGACGAAGCGUUUCAUGUACUACCGUCGAGAUCAGGUGAAG